GCGAACGCGGCUGGUUGUCCUCGCUCCCGAAACGGAAAAAUACGACCGAAAGACGACCGUUGGAACGUAAACCAAACAGUAUAUAAGGCGAAGUAAAAAUAAUCAAAGACCCGAUUUCGUGGGUGUGUUUCGCGUGUUUUUAAGUGGUGUUGCAUGUGACAUUUGGCUUUGCAGACCUAAAACCGGAAAAAAAACUGAUUAGAGAGAGUGUGUGUAGUGGGAACUUGUAUAAGAUGCUGGAGUUUUACCCAAUGCCCACGAAUCUGAAUCCAGUCGGUGGCAGCUUGUACUCGCUGCAGCAGAACCAUGGCGGGGCACGCUUCCUGGACAAUCCCAAUCCCGGCAGCAUGACGGCCAACGGCGGCAACAGCAACACUUCCCUGCACCUCAGCAACAACAAUCUGCCAACGAGUAUUUCCGGCAACAAUAGUCCCACAGGAACGGCUUCAUUAACGGGACAGCAGCAGCAGCAGCAACACCAGCAACAGCAACACCCCCACCAGCAACAUCAGCAGCAGCAACACGCAGCCUCGACCACGCCAGUGCCAAUUAACAGCUGCCCCACGCCCACAGGACACAGCCCCCUCAGCAGCAGCAGCAGCAGCAACAACAACAACAACAACAAUAGUAACAGCAACAGCAACCUCAACUCCGCCUGCAACACAUUAACAGCUGCUGCUGUUGCUGCUGCUGCUGCUCCAUCGGCAAUAGCCAACUCAGUAGCCACCUCGCAAUUAGGCGGAGCAGUUGCUGCUGCGAUUGCUGCUGCUGCUGCUGCCGCUGCGACGACAGCAACAUCGUCCCCCGCGGCAACAGGAAACGGAAAUGGAAAUGGAAACGGAGGAGCUGCUGCAACGGCCUCGGCAGCAGCGGCUUCCAAAUUGUCUGCCGAUUGUAGUGGACGCACAGAAGUGGGCCACAUCAAGUGUGAGAAGAACUUUGAGCUGUGCGAGGGCUGCGGCCAGAAGAUCCACGACCGCUUCCUGAUGAACGUGGGCGAGGCCAACUGGCACGAGCAAUGCCUGGCCUGCUGCUACUGCGGCAUGCAGCUCCACCACACCUGCUACGUGCGCAACUCGAAGCUCUACUGCAAGAUGGACUACGACCGACUGUUCGGGGUCAAGUGCGCCUCCUGCUGCCACGCGAUCCUGCCGCAGGAGCUGGUGAUGCGACCGAUCCCGAACUUCGUCUUUCACCUGCCCUGUUUCGUGUGCUACGCCUGCCGUCUACCGCUGCAAAAGGGCGAGCAGUUCCUUCUAAGGGACGGCCAGCUCUUCUGCUAUCGCCACGAUCUGGAGAAGGAGAUGUUCCUGGCCGCCGCCGCUGCCCAGCAUUGUGGAUUUGUGGGCCUGGACGAGGAGGAUCUACUGAGGCCGCGGGACGGAAGGAGGGGUCCGAAGCGUCCCCGCACCAUCCUCACCUCGCAGCAGCGCAAACAGUUCAAGGCCUCCUUUGACCAGUCGCCCAAGCCCUGUCGCAAGGUGCGCGAAGCCCUGGCCAAGGACACCGGGCUUUCGGUGCGCGUUGUGCAGGUGUGGUUCCAGAAUCAGCGCGCCAAGAUGAAGAAGAUCCAGCGCAAGGCCAAGCAGAACGGCGGCUCCGGCGGAGGCUCGGGCAGUGGGCGCGGCACGGGCAACUCGAGUGCCACCGAUGAGAAGGACACCAACGAGAAGGACGAGAAGUGCGUCAAGCAGGAACUGGGAGGAGACAGCUCGGGCUAUCUGGGCGGAUUGGACAACACUUUCGCCAGCCAGCCACUGAAUCCCAAUUUGCCCUUCUCACCGGAUGACUAUCCGGCCAACUCAAACGACAGCUUCUGCAGCUCGGAUCUCUCGCUGGACGGGAGCAACUUCGACCAAUUGGACGACGACGCGGACUCGCUGUCGCUGAACAACCUGGAGCUGCAGUCGACCAGCUCCUCGGGCAACCAGCACUCCCACUCGCACACCCACUCGAAUCCUCACGACAUGCUGGCCAACCUGAACAACAGCCUGAUAAACCCCAUCGACAAGCUGUAUCUCAUGCAGAACUCGUAUUUCAGCUCCGAACAUUAGGCGAGCAAUGCGGCGAUCGACGGGAUAGUGACGAAUUUAUUAGCGUUAGAGUGGCAGGCACCGAUCGCAAGAGGACACCGCGUCCUUGCUGUUACUUUACACGUAGCGCGUAGUUGGCAAACCCACUCGAGACGGCGGCAUUAAGUUGGAGUUGUAGAACCAGAUACAAGAUACAUGAAAUGUGAUUUUUUUAAGCUAAUUGAAAUUUUAAGAUUCUUGGCGAUUUGAACGCGGCGAAACAGGGCGGGCAGCAUAUUUUGUUGUUAGUCUAAGCACUAGAGGCAAAAAAUGUGAAACACCCGCAAUGCUAAAACGGUCAAUGUGCCCCCUAUGUUUGUAAAUAGUUUUAAACCCCCCGAAAAAUUGUUAUUAAAUGUAAUUUAAAAGUCAAUAAUUGUAUUAGCAAGUGCAAUUUAAUCUGUUCCCCUAAAAUA
Messenger RNA from Drosophila elegans, 2488 nucleotides. RefSeq names its product LIM homeobox transcription factor 1-alpha (gene Lmx1a). Gene Ontology annotation, cellular component: nucleus. NCBI's taxonomy places the organism in Eukaryota, Metazoa, Arthropoda, Insecta, Diptera, Drosophilidae. Gene Ontology annotation, biological process: neuron differentiation; regulation of transcription by RNA polymerase II. The record is from RefSeq and is a predicted model, not a curated record. Gene Ontology annotation, molecular function: RNA polymerase II transcription regulatory region sequence-specific DNA binding; DNA-binding transcription factor activity, RNA polymerase II-specific. Bases 234 to 2054 code for a protein of 606 amino acids. The transcript has 3 exons.